Messenger RNA from Ziziphus jujuba (common jujube), 2890 nucleotides. RefSeq names its product serine/threonine-protein kinase TOUSLED. The coding region runs from base 485 to 2569 and encodes 694 amino acids. Gene Ontology annotation, cellular component: nucleus. Gene Ontology annotation, biological process: chromosome segregation; peptidyl-serine phosphorylation; intracellular signal transduction. Gene Ontology annotation, molecular function: protein serine/threonine kinase activity; ATP binding. The transcript is spliced from 16 exons. Lineage: Eukaryota; Viridiplantae; Streptophyta; Magnoliopsida; Rosales; Rhamnaceae. The record is from RefSeq and is a predicted model, not a curated record.
AAUCUCUUUCAAAAAGUUUUUGUUUUGUUGUUUUGAACAAAAAAAUAAGAUUUAAAUAGAGAGAACAUAUGGCAAUUCUUAGAAAAUAAAUACAAAAAUUUUAAAAAGGAAAGAAAUCUGAAAUUUCUGUUCUAUUUCUGGGUCUAUUCCCUCCCUCUUCAGUAAACUUCCAAGUUCCAACCUUUUGUUUACCUCCUUCCUCUUCAACUUCAAAACCCUAAUUUUCUGCCUCUUUUUUUUUUUUUUUUUUCGUCUCUAUCUCUCUUAUACUUUGCCUUCGUUUCAACCAUUGGGUGCAGUAAAAAAUUUUGUUUGGUUGCUCAGAAACUUUUUUGUUUUUUUAUACUUCCUAGGGCUUAAUUCCAAAUUCUGUUUCAAUUGAAACCCUUUUUCUGGAAUUAUAUACCAACCCAAAUGAUCUAACAUUUACAAGCUUUUGCUUUGAACAUCUGGGUAUCUGCAUUGGUUGAAGACCAUCUCAAAAAUGUCCGAUGAUAUGCUCAUCCAUUUCUCAUCAAACUCCUCAAACCAGUCCGACCAGUCUCUGCCCACCAAGAUUGCCAAGCUCGAAGCUCGUAUGGUCGGCAAAGCCUCCUCUGCCGCUUCCUCCACUGUCUCCACUGCCGCCAUAGCCGCCGUUCCUCAGCAGCAGCACCAACAGCAGGCAGCUUGGCCUGCCGUCUCUUCUGCUGUGAAAUUUGUUUCAGACGACUUGGCUGAGCCGUCCACAUCCAGUGACUCCGAUGAUGAUAAUGGAGAGGAGUUUCUGAUUCAGGCCAACACUCAGAAGCGUCAGAAGCUUCAAGAAGAUGGUAGUGCAACUGUCUUUGACCAUGUUGAGGCUGUGGCUGAUGGAAGACAAAUGAUUGUGGAAACUGUGGAAACUAAGGUAAAUGUUGAUGUAAAUAGGAAAAAACAUGGUCGUGGUAGGGGACAUUCUGGUUCAGGUCGGGGGCGUGGUUCAAGAGUUAAUGAUCAAUCAAGAUCGCAAAUUUGUCCACCAACUAUUUUGCCUUCAAAUGGUCAGCUUGAGAACUCAUAUCAUAAGGAUUCUAGGCCCAAGGAGCCGUUUCGCAAUGAGAACCGUUCUUCAUUUGAGGAAGACAAUACGUCUUUACGGGCAAAAAUUGCAGCAUUAGAGGAGGACUUGCGUAAAUCACGUCAAGAGGCUUCUGAAUAUCAGAACCUAUGCCGCCAGUUAGAGAAGGAAUUAAAGGAUCUGAAAGAUUAUGAACAGCAAAUGAAGCCCAAGAGAAUCAAAGUAAUAUCUGAUCUGCUGAUAUCAGUUUCUAAAGCUGAGAGACAGGAAGCAAGAAUGAAAGUACGACAAGACUCUUUGAGAUUCGGCAAUGUGGGUGUAAUCAGAGCUGGAACUGUUAUAUCAGAGACAUGGGAAGAUGGCCAAACCUUAAAGGAUAUCAAUGCUCAUCUUAAACAACUGCUAGAAACAAAGGAGGCUAUUGAGCGGCAGCGAAAGUCAUUAAAGAAAAGACAAUCUGAUAAGGGUGAUGGAGCUGAUGCAGAAUCAGGAAUACAGGAAGAAGAUUUUCUUAUCCAGGAUGAAAUCUAUAAAUCUCGUCUAGCGAGCAUCAAACGUGAGGAGGAAAUUAUUCUGCGUGAGAGGGAUCGCUAUGAACUGGAAAAGGGAAGGCUUAUACGUGAAAUGAAGCGUAUACGGGAUGAGGAUGGUUCUCGUUUUAACAAUUUUCAGAUUCUCAACCAUAGAUUUGCCCUCUUAAACCUUCUUGGGAAAGGGGGAUUCAGUGAGGUUUAUAAGCAGGCUUAUGAUUUGGUAGAGCAUAGAUACGUUGCAUGUAAGCUUCAUGGUUUGAAUGCUCAGUGGAGUGAAGAGAAGAAGCAAAGUUACGUAAGGCAUGCAAUUCGGGAGUAUAAUAUACACAAGACUUUGGUGCAUCAUCACAUUGUUCGGCUUUGGGACAUUUUUGAGAUUGAUCAGAAUACAUUCUGCACUGUCUUAGAGUAUUGUAGUGGGAAAGAUCUUGAUGCUGUCCUUAAAGCAACGCCUGUGUUGCCUGAAAGGGAAGCUAGAAUCAUUAUUGUUCAGAUAUUUCAGGGCCUAGUAUACUUGAACAAGAGAACGCAGAAGAUUAUCCACUAUGAUUUGAAGCCAGGGAAUGUGCUAUUUGAUGAGCUUGGCGUUGCCAAAGUGACUGAUUUUGGUCUUAGCAAGAUAGUUGAGGAUGAUGUAGGAUCCCAGGGUAUGGAGCUUACAUCCCAGGGAGCUGGAACAUAUUGGUAUUUACCACCGGAAUGCUUUGAGCUUAGCAAAACACCUCUCAUAUCAUCAAAGGUUGAUGUUUGGUCAGCUGGUAUUCUGUUUUAUCAAAUGCUCUUUGGCAGACGUCCUUUUGGGCAUGACCAGACUCAAGAACGCAUAUUACGCGAAGACACAAUUAUCAAAGCACGAAAAGUUGAAUUCCCUUCGAGACCUGCCGUUUCAAAUGAGGCAAAGGAUUUAAUUCGCCGUUGUCUAACAUAUAACCAAGCGGAUAGGCCGGAUGUUUUGACUAUUGCUCAAGAUCCAUAUCUUACAUACUCGAAGAAGUAAUGACCAUACAUACUACCAGUGAAAGAAGCACUUGAGCUUGAAGAAGAGAGAACUUCAUUUGUUGAACAGCAAACUAAAAGAAAUUUACUGCAAUCCCUCGAGGAAUUUUGUAUAGAUUGUAAAGGUUUUUGUACUUGCUGGCAUAGCAGCCGAGGUGGUGAAGGAAUGCAUGCCACCCCUAUCAUGAUCACAGGGGAGGGACUGGCCUGAUCUAACCUAUAAGUUGGGUAUCUAGGUCUGUCCAAAAAGGAUGUACAACAUAAAAAAAGGAAAGAAAAGUGAACAGUUUAUAUAAUAUCUUCUCUGCUUGACCCAAGUAAA